AUGCAGACAACUGAUUACAGUAGCCGUGCACGCGAUGUCGCGGACGUCUUACUAGACUCGCAUUUUGUGAGAAAUAACCGGCUAUCUGGUUCAAAUUAAGGGUUUCGUUUCUGAAAAAUCGAGUAAGAAAACAGAAAAAACACAAUGAUAAUAAAGAAAACACAAAAAAACGCUAUCCCAAUUGAAACCUGCGUAAAAUCAUCAUUUUUCACCUAAGAAGCAUUUUUUCGAUCAAAGUUUGCAAAUUAUACAUGAAUAGAAAGCUUUUGUGACGGAAAGAACUUUGACGACAACAGAAAACAUUGAAAAUUGAAAGAAACAAAGGAAAAAGCGAAAAUCCGGAAGAUAGUGAAGCGUGUUGUCCAUAGAGCAACUUUACUGCAAAGUGCCCUUUUGGCGGGAACUCAAGCUUUCCUUUCUCCGAUUUUGAACUAUUUUUUCUUCAAAACUAGGAAGUUCGGUACGUUCCCAAGUUUAUCGUUCGAUUCGCAAUGAAAAACUCUACAAAGUACUGCUUUGAACUGAAACACCGUUUUUUACUGCCCCUAUGCCUUUAAAGAGGAAGGCUCAACGUUUUCAUCUACCUUUCGCAAAGAAUUUCAUUGACUCUCGAGACAUUUCAUCAAAAAAUCAAGGUUUUCCGUCAUCCGGAAAGCUACCGAUGGCGUCACUUUGUAAAUUCUCAAUCAUCCGAAAAAAAAGUUUCCAGUUUUGUGGCAAAAUUUAGCAACCAACAUCAACUUGAGGCGGCAUUUGCCCUCUCACCCGAAAAAAUGAGCCAUUUUGAGCGCUCCGUGCGGCGGUCUCUUCCUUCGAACCGGCUUUCCGGACUCAACCUACGUGA
This is a messenger RNA of Caenorhabditis auriculariae, 844 nucleotides long. The record is from the annotation of a GenBank genome assembly. Lineage: Eukaryota; Metazoa; Nematoda; Chromadorea; Rhabditida; Rhabditidae.